AUGUUUGUAUUCCUCCCUCCCUCUCUUUCUCUCUUUAUCUAUCUAUCUAUCUAUCUAUCUAUCUAUCUAUCUAUCUAUCUAUUUAUCCAACUAAAAUUGCACAUAUCUAUCUGUCUGUCUAUCUACCUAUCUAUCUAUCUGUCUGGCUUAUCUAUCUAUCUAUCUAUCUAUCUAUCUAUCUAUCUAUAUAUCUAUCUAUCUAUCUAUCUAUGUAAACUCUAUUCGUAUCUAUCUAUCUAUCUAUCUAUCUACCUCACCCUGUCAAUAUCUAUCUUACUAUUUAUCCAACAAAAGUUGCACUUAUCUAUCUGUCUAUCUAUCUAUCUCUCUAUCUACCUAUCACUCCAUCUAUCUCUCAGUUUCUUCGUAUCUAUCUAUCUAUCUAUCUAUCUAUCUAUCUAUCUAUCUAUCUAUCUGUCUGUCUUUCUGUCUGGCUGUCUCUCUCAGUCUGUUCAUAUCUAUCUAUCUAUCUAUCUAUCUAUCUAUCUGUCUGUCUGUCUGUCUUUCUGUCUGGCUGUCAGUUUCAGUCUGUUCAUAUCUAUCUAUCUAUCUAUCUAUCUGUCUGUCUGUCUGUCUUUCUGUCUGGCUGUCAGUUUCAGUCUGUUCAUAUCUAUCUAUCUAUCUAUCUAUCUGUCUGUCUGUCUGUCUUUCUGUCUGGCUGUCUCUCUCAGUCUGUUCAUAUCUAUCUAUCUAUCUAUCUAUCUGUCUGUUUGUCUGUCUUUCUGUCUGGCUGUCUCUCUCAGUCUGUUCAUAUCUAUCUAUCUAUCUAUCUAUCUAUCUAUCUGUCUGUCUGUCUGUCUUUCUGUCUGGCUGUCUCUCUCAGUCUGUUCAUAUCUAUCUAUCUAUCUAUCUAUCUGUCUGUCUGUCUGUCUUUCUGUCUGGCUGUCAGUUUCAGUCUGUUCAUAUCUAUCUAUCUAUCUAUCUAUCUAUCUAUCUAUCUAUCUGUCUGUCUGUCUGUCUUUCUGUCUGGCAGUCUCUCUCAGUCUGUUCAUAUCUAUCUAUCUAUCUAUCUGUCUGUCUGUCUGUCUUUCUGUCUGGCUGUCUGUUUCAGUCUGUUCAUAUCUAUCUAUCUAUCUAUCUAUCUAUCUAUCUAUCUGUCUGUCUGGCUGUCUUUCUGUCUGGCUGUCUCUCUCAGUCUGUUCAUAUCUAUCUAUCUAUCUAUCUAUCUAUCUAUCUGUCUGUCUGUCCAUUUACCUCUUCAUGUCUAUCUUUAUGUCUGUGUUUCUGACUGCCUCUAUAUCUAUCUAUCUAUCUAUCUAUCUAUCUAUCUAUCUAUCUAUCUAUCUAUCUAUCUCAACCUCUUGUAUCUACCUAUCUCAACCAAUUCAUAUCUAUCUAUCUAUCUAUCUGCUCCUAUCUGUCUUUAUUGUUAUCUAUUUAUCUCUCUCUCUUUUCUCUCUCUCUCUCUAUCAGAGUUUUCAUAUAUCUAUCUAUCUAUCUAUCUAUCUAUCUCUUUAUCUUUCGGGUGUGCGUUCAUUGACCGUACACUUGUAUGGUCAUUUAACGAGGUGGAUGUAUGUGCGUAACACUAUCCUCCUCCUCCUCCUCCUCCUCCUCCUCGAACCACCGCAUCCGUCCCCACCCAACGCGCCCCCCGGUUCGUUGUCCUCCUCACAUUUUACGAGAGUUCCCGCGCGCAUCGUCCACGUGACUGUUCCAAUCGAUUCUCCGCGUUCAUUGGCCAUUCGAAAGUUAUUGGUUCCUCAUAUCUAUCUAGCUAUGUUUAUCUAUCCAUCAGUAAUUUUUCAUAUCUGUCUAUCCUUCUAUCAAUUUAUAACAUUUUAUAUCUAUCUAUUUAAAUGUUCAUAUCUAUCUAUCUAUCUAUCUGUCUGGCUGUCUGUCUCAAUCUUUUCAUAUCUACCUAUCUAUCCAUGUAACUCUCAGUUCCUUCGUAUCUAUCGAUCUAUCUAUCUAUCUGGCUUUCUUAUUUGGUGUUCGUCUCUCAAAUAUCUUGAGGCUCAUUCAAGUAGUCCCCUCUAG
This is a messenger RNA of Acanthosepion pharaonis, 1980 nucleotides long. NCBI's taxonomy places the organism in Eukaryota, Metazoa, Mollusca, Cephalopoda, Sepiida, Sepiidae. The record is from the annotation of a GenBank genome assembly.